AGUAGACAGAUACAGCAUACAGAGAGGGAGGGCGUCCAAUAGACAAACAGCAUGGCUGCACGAUAGCAGGGAGAUAACUUGGCCGCUCAGCGAACGGCUCAGUUCAUAACAUCCUCAUCACUGACUGACCAUGUUGGUCUGCUUCCAAUCACGACAAGGCAACACAGCGAAAACGAUUCUCCAAGGUGCCUAAGGGUUGCUGGUUAAAUUAAGGACGGACAGACUGGAACCGGAGGGGUCCGCUAGCUGGCAUUAGCCGUGGUAAGGCUACACCAUCAUCUCCACACAAUUCGUCUCCUCUCUUCACACCUCCCAGAGACAGCCCGAGGAUGGAUUGAAACAUGAGGUGUCGAUCUCGCACAUCAUCUACUGCUCGCUGAGCUAUUCUGUGCGACUGAACUGGGUGUCAGAGAAGAAGAUGCCUCCCAGACCGUCCUCGGGGGAAUUAUGGGGCAUCCACUUGAUGCCUCCCAGGAUUCUGGUGGAUUGCCUGUUGCCCAAUGGGAUGAUUCUGACCCUAGAGUGCCUCCGUGAGGCCACGCUCAUUACCAUCAAACACGAGCUGUUUAAAGAAGCCAGAAAGUACCCCCUGCACCAUCUUUUGCAGGAAGAGACCUCCUAUAUCUUUGUCAGUGUUACUCAGGAAGCUGAGCGGGAGGAGUUCUUUGACGAGACUCGAAGACUGUGUGAUCUCAGACUAUUUCAGCCCUUCCUUAAAGUCAUUGAACCAGUUGGUAACAGAGAGGAAAAGAUCCUGAACAGAGAGAUUGGUUUUGCCAUCGGCAUGCCGGUGUGUGAGUUUGACCUGGUGAAGGACCCUGAAGUUCAAGACUUUAGGAGAAACAUUCUGAAUGUGUGUAAAGACUCUGUGGAGCUGAGAGAUGCCACCGGGCCUCACAGCCGAGCGCUGUAUGUUUAUCCACCCAAUGUAGAAUCCACGCAGGAACUCCCAAAACACAUUUACAGCAAACUGGACAAAGGUCAAAUUAUUGUUGUAAUUUGGGUGAUUGUGUCUCCAAAUAAUGACAAACAAAAGUAUACAUUGAAGAUCAACCAUGACUGUGUGCCUGAGCAGGUGAUUGCAGAGGCCAUUCGUAAGAAGACACGAAGUAUGCUGCUCUCCCCCGAACAACUAAAGAUGUGUGUUCAGGAAUAUCAGGGUAAAUACAUCCUCAAAGUUUGUGGCUGUGAUGAGUACCUGCUGGAAAAGUACCCCAUCAGCCAGUAUAAGUACAUCCGUAGUUGUAUCAUGCUGAGCAGGAUGCCUAACCUGAUGCUGAUGGCUAAGGACAGCCUCUACACCCAGUUGCCUACCGAUAACUUUGUCAUGCCGUCAUACUCACGUCGCAUCUCCACAGCAACAUCCUAUAUGAAUGGCGAGGCAGCUGCCAAGUCACUGUGGACCAUCAAUGGAACGCUCAGAAUACGGAUCCUCUGCGCUACCUAUGUUAACGUCAAUAUAAGGGACAUAGACAAGAUUUAUGUGAGAACAGGCAUUUACCAUGGAGGUGAACAGAUGUGUGACAAUGUGAACACUCAAAGAGUCCCCUGCUCCAACCCCAGAUGGAACGAGUGGCUGACAUAUGACAUGUACAUCCCAGAUAUCCCCCGCGCUGCCAGACUUUGCCUCUCCAUUUGCUCCGUCAAAGGCAGGAAGGGAGCCAAAGAGGAGCACUGUCCUUUGGCCUGGGGCAACGUCAACUUGUUUGACUACACUCACACUCUAGUGGCAAACAAGAUGGCACUGAACCUCUGGCCUGUUCCUCAUGGCCUGGAAGAUCUCCUCAACCCCAUUGGAGUCACAGGCUCUAACCCCAAUAAGGAAACGCCAUGUCUGGAGCUGGAAUUCGAUCACUUCAGUAGUCCGGUCAAAUACCCAGAUAUGAAUGCUGUUGAGGAUCAUGCUAACUGGACAAUCUCAAGGGAGCUGGGGUUUAACUACAACUUCUCUGGUCAGAGCAAUCGUGUGGCAAGAGAUCACGCCCUGACCGACAGUGACACAGAUCAAUUGAGACAGCUCAGUAACAGAGACCCUCUCUCAGAAAUCACUGAACAGGAGAAAGACUUCCUCUGGAGACAUAGGCAUUAUUGCAUGAAUAUCCCAGAGAUCCUUCCCAAGAUCCUCCUUGCUGUCAAAUGGAACUCCAGAGAUGAAGUAGCACAGAUGUACUGCCUAUUGAAGGAGUGGCCGUCCAUUCGUCCAGAGCAGGCCAUGGAACUGCUGGACUGCAACUACCCGGAUCCCAUGGUCAGACACUUUGCUGUACGCUGCCUUGAUAAAUACCUGACUGACGACAAAUUGUCUCAGUACCUCAUCCAGCUUGUACAGGUGUUGAAAUAUGAGCAGUACCUUGACAAUCCUCUGGCCCGUUUCCUCCUUAAAAAGGCUUUAACUAAUCAAAGAAUAGGACAUUUUUUCUUUUGGCAUCUUAAGGCUGAAAUGCACAACAAAACAGUGAGCCAAAGGUUUGGUCUGCUGUUAGAAGCUUACUGCAGGGCUUGUGGCAUGUAUCUCAAACACCUAAGCAGACAAGUGGAGGCCAUGGAGAAGCUCAUCAACCUCACUGACAUUCUUAAACAGGAAAAGAAGGAUGAGACACAAAAGGUCCAGAUGCGCUUCCUGGUGGACCAGAUGAAAAGACCUGACUACAUGGAUGCACUACAGAAUUUCACUUCUCCUCUUAACCCUGCCCACCAACUGGGCAAUCUGAGGUUAGAUGAAUGCAGGAUUAUGUCAUCUGCAAAAAGACCAUUGUGGCUCAACUGGGAAAAUCCGGACAUCAUGUCUGAGCUACUCUUUCAGAACAAUGAGAUUAUCUUCAAAAACGGAGAUGACCUGCGACAGGAUAUGCUGACUCUACAGAUUAUCAAAAUCAUGGAGAACAUUUGGCAGAAUCAGGGACUUGACCUACGCAUGCUACCAUACGGCUGUCUGUCGUUAGGAGACUGUGUGGGGCUCAUUGAGGUGGUUCGUAGCUCACACACCAUCAUGCAGAUUCAAUGUAAAGGUGGCUUGAAAGGGGCUUUGCAGUUUAAUUCAAACACUCUGCAUCAGUGGCUCAGAGAUAAGAACAAGGGCGAGAUGUAUGAUAUGGCUGUGGACCUUUUUACAAGGUCCUGUGCUGGCUACUGUGUAGCUACAUUUAUUCUUGGGAUCGGAGAUAGGCACAACAGCAAUAUUAUGGUCAAAGAUGAUGGACAGUUGUUCCAUAUAGACUUUGGACAUUUCCUGGAUCACAAGAAGAAGAAAUUUGGCUAUAAGAGAGAGCGAGUGCCCUUUGUAUUGACACAAGACUUCCUCAUUGUCAUCAGUAAGGGCUCUCAGGAGUGUGCCAAAACCAAAGAGUUUGAAAGGUUCCAGGAAAUGUGUUAUAAAGCCUAUCUGGCCAUCCGGCAGCAUGCUAACCUGUUCAUCAACCUGUUCUCCAUGAUGCUGGGUUCCGGCAUGCCUGAGUUGCAGUCAUUUGAUGACAUUGCCUACAUUAGGAAGACGCUGGCCCUGGAAAAAACAGAACAGGAGGCCUUGGACUAUUUUAUGAAACAAAUGAAUGACGCUCACCAUGGUGGGUGGACCACCAAGAUGGACUGGAUUUUCCACACUAUUAGACAACACGCACUAAACUGAGCCGACCACCAACAAAUUCCAGUCGCCUCGAUGUGGUCGUCGCGUGCAGGUUUGAUGCGUCGCUGAAUUUUCAGUCAUCCCACAAGGGCAGAAGAUGCUCAUGAACACAGGAAUUUUGCAGUUAAUUGUGAUUAUUUGUAUUUAUUUAUUUUAAAACACCACUUUUCUCAGUUUUGGCAGCAUACCGUAAUCUAUUUUCACCUGCUUUUGUGGUCUCAAUGAAGCCUUUUUACUAUUUGGAGCCACAUAUCCUUGAAGCACCUUCACGGAGGCUGACAGAAUGCAUUCUUUGUUUUUGUUGAUAGCACUGGAAUAUGGAAAAUGGACAUUGCUCCUUCCACUUGAGAAGACACUUGUAUGUGUCCAGCUACAAAUGUAGCCACUUGUGUGUCUUGCUACUGCAUUAGUGCUGCUCACGUGUCCACUUAGAAAGGGGGAGGCUUGCCUGGGAAACUUUCUUUUUUGUUUCCAAGGAGCAGGAGGACACGAAAAAUGAAGUAAAUCACACAAUCCUGUUUUACUUGACUGCAAUGGCUGCCACUGCACACGGUCUUUAGUUCUUCCGCCUUGUGUGUGGUGUAACCUCUGUGAGCUGAUACGGGCGCGCCUUACCACCUUAUUACCCCUCUGCACCUGCAGACCUUGUCUCCAACUUCCCAGUAUGCCCCCUCCAAGCCUCAAAGAGAAAGCACUGCGCCCUCGGGAGCAUUUGUUGGUGGUGCACCUUGACUACUUUUAAGCCAACUUCAGGGUGAUGUUGCCUCUCCAUCAAAAGCCACCAUUCUGAAUGACUAAAAGAUUUAUUAUAACUUUCUAAAGGUUUUAUGUAAUUGUUUUCAUUCAAUUGUUACUGCGGCAACCCCUACAUGCUGUUGUUUGUCGCUUCUUUCUAUUAGCAUGCACCAAGUGGAGUUUUCUAAAUGAUUUAUUUUUGUGAUGCAAAAUGAGCAGAGUGACGGCGCCAGUCUCCUCCUUCUGUGAGUUAACGUUCUGCUUGAGCUGAGACACAGGUGAAUGUCACGUCUUCCUGUUGAUAAAAAUGCCUUUGCGUCACAGCGUAGCACAUCGUUAUGUAUAAAGUAUGUUGCCAUGGAAACCAUAGCACUGGAAAAAGGAGAGUUAAUUUGCCUCUUUUAAUAAUGCAAUUAUCAUGUCUGCCAUGAGAAUGUUGAAUGUCGUAUGUGACCCUGUUAUUUUCAUAACUACCGCACCUGAACUGACGUGGUCUCUCCUCUAACACCUCUUUGAGACGACAUUCAGUGGUGGUCCGCUUUUAAGAUUCUAUGAGGGAUGCUGAAGACCCCCCCUGUUGUACCCUUUCAUUUGGAUGUGCGCAUGGUCGUCUCAUCAACUCAGUAGCCCUAUAACACUAAAACUAUCAGCUCAGCGGUUGAUUGUAUUGGGAAGCCGUUAUGGCUACAAAUGUGAUGGCUAGAAUGUAUUUAACUGCUGCCAUGGGCCUUAUAUGCACUCAUUAUUUACUGUAUAUCAUGUGCAUUUUUGUUCUGCCUUUUCAUGCCUCUCAAAGUGCAUCAUGCAGUCGAUCAAAUCAGUUCUAGAGUUGGCAAGAAAAAAAUGUGUGCGCUUCAAAGUUGUUGGUGGUAGAAAUUCGACUUUUUUUUUUUUUUUGCAUGUUUCUGAAGCAGCUGUGUAUGUAAAAUGGCAAGUAGCAGUAUGCACGUAGAAGGUCCACACCAACUUUUCUUUACGGCAAACAACGUUGUGUGUAUUAUCGAGCUGUAGUCUCUUGCAUGUGUUCUUAUGUCUGCGCCGGUUGCAGAACAUCAUUGGCAGGUCCCAGUGACAACCCACUCGUUGGUGUGUGCGUGCGUGUACAGUACCGUAUGUCCAUUUGUCUGGCUGUGACGACAUGCCAACUCACUGCACAUUUGUAAAAAUGUUUUGUAAACAUUUUUUUCUUAACUGCAGAUUUGGUUUUGCAUUGUUUGUAAGGACAAAAUCAUGGGGGAAAAAUCUUUACUGCUUUUGUAGUAUCGAUGAACAGUGGUGUGUCUUCUCGCCAUCACUCCCUUUGCUGGUGUUUGGGCUGUUUGUGUCAUUGUUGUGAAUGUCAAUUAGCAUCCACUCCAAAUUUCCAGUAUGUGUUGGCGAGUAGUUGAUACGUUUCAGUGAGUUUAAGCCUCAAAGCAGAGUAAUCUCGUUUAAAGACUCAAAUGAUUCACAAUGCUUGCAGGAGUGGGGAGUUGCAAAAUGACAAAAGUGUAAAUGUUUGUUUCUGCAUUUGUUGUACCGCAUGUUUUUCCUCAAAUUGUCAUCCACGUUUGCUGAUUUAAGCCCCACCAAAUGCACGGAGAAAUAAUGAUUGCAAAUACAAUCACAUGAGAGGAACUGACGAGUCCUACCCCAAGCAAACAACCCCCCAACAACAUGCAACCCAAUGCAAUACAAAUGUGAAAUGAACAAAUUGUCUUUAGGUGCUAAUGUUUUUCAUUGUUUUACUAUUUGGGCCCAAAUUUGUCAUCUUAUGUUAGCAUUUUUUCUUCUUCUUGGACCUACUGUAGUUGUGAAUGUCACGGUUUGUGCUCUCGAGCCUUUCAAUGGGCUUUAAACUGAAUUGAUUUUGACGGGUGUAGAAAUACAGAAACUCCAGUUUGGAUCAAAUUAUCGUUCAUGAUUAUCACUUGUUUUCAUCCUUCUCGAAUGACCUAAAGGAAAAUGGAUGCAGUGAUCUAAAUGUUGUCCUUUUUUUUAUGCAGUGUUGUUUACUGUACAUGACAUAAUGUCAUACAUUUCCAUAACAUGACGGAACCUUAGCCUAUACUAUGAAUGUGCAGUGGGCCAAUGUGUAGUUUGUCACAUCCUAUCUGCAUGAGAUUGUUUAAAGGUGAAGUGUCCACCUUGCAAAGCAGUCAUACAAUUAUUUGUAAAUGAAUGCCUUAAGUUACCCCCUGUUGGAACACUUGUUUAUCCUCUCAUUAACAUGUUUUAUUUAUCAUUAUAAUAUAUGGUUUUUCCUUAUUGGGUGUUUGGUCACAAAGUAAGUUUGCACCCUGACUGACUGACUGACUGAUCAGAGUUCUGUGAAGAAAUAAUGUACAAAUACAUUUGUUAAACAUU
Molecule: messenger RNA, 6703 nt
Organism: Dunckerocampus dactyliophorus (ringed pipefish)
Lineage: Eukaryota; Metazoa; Chordata; Actinopteri; Syngnathiformes; Syngnathidae
Product: phosphatidylinositol 4,5-bisphosphate 3-kinase catalytic subunit alpha isoform-like
Exons: 26
Coding region: 419-3625 (1068 amino acids)
Biological process (GO): phosphatidylinositol-3-phosphate biosynthetic process; cell migration; phosphatidylinositol 3-kinase/protein kinase B signal transduction
Cellular component (GO): cytoplasm; phosphatidylinositol 3-kinase complex, class IA; plasma membrane
Molecular function (GO): 1-phosphatidylinositol-4-phosphate 3-kinase activity; 1-phosphatidylinositol-3-kinase activity
Source: RefSeq, a predicted model, not a curated record